AUGGUUCCGCAUAUUGCAUAUAUUUGGAUAAAUUUACUGGCGAUAUCAAAAAGCCAAUUAAAGUGAAAUAAUACUAUAAUGAAAACGACGAAUAAUUAAAAUAAAAGUCUAAUUUUCAUAGUUUAAUAGUUGAAUAAGGUAAUUUUACAAACCGCGGUUUUGUCACAAAAGAGCAAAGAUAGUCUAUGUAUUAUUCUCCUGUAGGAAGUUUCGGUUAUUUUAUAAUUACAUAACCUGAUAGACAAGACUAUUUAAACUUAAAGCCUUUAUAUUGUGCUAGUAUGUUUGAAAAAAGGAAUAUUCCAGCAUCUACUUAGGCUUAAAUUUUAAAUGAAGUUGAUGAAUUUAAAGAAAUGAAAAAUAUUCUUAGUCAUCAUAGAAAAUAACCUAUUGAAUGUUAUUUAAGUAAAUAAGGAGAAGAUAAAAAAGAAACUAAAAAAAAUAUUGAUUUACCUAUUGAUGAUGAUAAAUAUAUUGAUAAUGAUACAAAAAAUGUCAAAUAAGCUCUCAAAUCAGUAAAAUAGGAAAAAAAAUAAGACAAAGAAUAAUAUGAAGAUUAUGGAAUAGCUGAUAAAGAUGAUAAAGAGGUUAGUGUUGAUGAAGAGUAGUUUUAAUAUGAUUAUGAUGAGUGA
Molecule: messenger RNA, 632 nt
Organism: Ichthyophthirius multifiliis
Lineage: Eukaryota; Ciliophora; Oligohymenophorea; Hymenostomatida
Exons: 1
Source: RefSeq, a predicted model, not a curated record